Molecule: messenger RNA, 6268 nt
Organism: Acipenser ruthenus (sterlet)
Lineage: Eukaryota; Metazoa; Chordata; Actinopteri; Acipenseriformes; Acipenseridae
Product: tyrosine-protein kinase Fer
Exons: 20
Coding region: 443-2935 (830 amino acids)
Biological process (GO): chemotaxis; cell adhesion; peptidyl-tyrosine phosphorylation
Molecular function (GO): ATP binding; non-membrane spanning protein tyrosine kinase activity
Source: RefSeq, a predicted model, not a curated record
UUGUGUAGUACUUCAUCGGCCUAUGCCGUGAACGUCAUUAUACUUUGGAGAGAGGGCGAGCAGUUCCAAAGCGGAAACCCCUCCCGAAUCCUGACUGCGGGACUCACAGACACAGAAAAAAAAGGAUACCAACCAAAUUAAAACAAACCACCCGGAAACACACGCACAUUCUACUGUAAAACAAGAAAACUACAUAAAAUAAAACGCCUAAGGAAAAAGUAGCAUUGACAUAAAACUGUCUGCACAACAACUCGGGAUAUUUUUUUCUUAACAGUGCUUGAAUGUUUUGAAUCGAGCGUCCAUAGGUGUUCCGACAUUACAAGAGAACUGGACCGACCGGGCAAUGAUUCCCAAUACCUGAAUUUCAAGGAUCCUGAGAGAAUAGGACAUGCAGACUUGAAGGAGCUCUCUGUACCUUGUGGAGAUUUGUGCUUUAAAGAAAAUGGGAUUUGGAAGAGAUCUUCAACAUUCCCACGAUGCAUUGUUGAAGCUGCAGGACUGGGAGUUAAAACUGCUGGAGACAGUAAAGAAGUUUAUGACUUUGCGGGUUAAAAGUGACAAGGAAUAUUCAUCUCUCCUUCAAAAUAUAAGUCAACAAGUAGACAAGCAUGAUAACUCCUCACAAGUGGAUUAUGUCAGCAGCGUUUCCAAGUCAUGGGCAUAUAUGGUACACCAGACAGAACAACUAAGCAAGAUAAUGAAGUCACACGCUGAGGACCUUAACUCAGGACCUCUCCACAGGCUCACCAUGAUGAUAAAGGACAAGCAGCAGGUGAAAAAGAGUUAUCAUAGCAUACAUCAGCAAAUCGAAUCAGAGAUGUGCAAGGUAACAAAAAACGAGCUGGAAAAAUUAAAAGGCACUUACAGACAAUUAACAAAAGAUGCCAAUUGUGCCAAAGAGAAGUAUAAAGAAGCUAUUAUGAAAGAUGUACUUCUAAAUGCUCCAGGCAAGGAACCUGAAAAGGCCAGAGACCGGUAUGACAAGGCAACAAUGAAACUCCACAAUCUCCAUAACCAAUAUGUGCUAGCAGUGAAGGGGGCCCAGCUGCACCAGGAGCGGUAUUACGACGCUAUUCUUCCUCAGCUACUGGACUCCUUGCAGAAGAUGCAGGAAGAAAUGAUUAGAGCACUGAAAGGAAUUUUGGAAGAAUAUAGCCAGAUCACCAGUUUUGUAACAGAUGAAAUAGUUAAGCUUCAUGCAGACAUACACACCUCUCUAGAACAGAUUGACCCUUCUUCAGAGUAUGACAAUUUUAUUGAAGUUCACAGAUCACCCGAAGUUAAGGAACCAAGUGUGGAAUUUGAUGUUUCUCUGUUGGAAGAAGCCGAAAACCUUCACGCAAAUGAGAUCUUGUGGAACAAUUUAACAACUGAUAGUUUACAAGCAAUGUUGAAAACAGCAACAGAUGACCUAGCCCAAACUCAACAGACACUACUUAACAAAGAAGAACUGAUGCAUGACUUAGAAAGGAAAAUUGAAGAAUCUGCCAAAUCGUGUGAAAGUAAAUCCGACGUUGUCUUGCUGCUUAGCCAGAAGCAGGCAUUGGAAGAGUUAAAGCAGACAUUGCAAUUGCUGAGAUGCACAGAGGCUAAGCUGGCCGCUCAGAAAGAGUUACUGGAUAAGAAGAUGCAAGAGAAUGAUGGUAAAGAGCCCCCUCCUGUAGUAAAUUACGAAGAGGAUGAUGUCAGAUCUGUUGCUUCCGUGGAUAAAGGAAAAGACAAGACCUCGAAGUUGGACACCUUGCGGCAUUCUAUUGCUGGGAUUAUUCGGUCUCCAAAAUCAGUCUUGGGCUCCUCCUCAUUCUUUGAUGUGAUACCAACCAGCGAGAAACCAUUAGGAGACCAGGAUUGGUACCAUGGUGCAAUCCCAAGAAUAGAAGCUCAGGAGCUGUUGAAGCAACAGGGAGACUUUUUGGUCCGAGAAAGCCAUGGCAAACCGGGUGAAUAUGUCCUCUCUGUUUUUUCAGAGGGACAGCGAAGACACUUUAUCAUACAGUACGCAGAUAAUCAGUAUCGAUUUGAAGGCACUGGCUUUCCAACGAUUCCUCAGCUCAUAGAACAUCAUUACACAACAAAGCAAGUUAUUACAAAGAAGUCGGGCGUGGUGCUACUGAAUCCUGUUGUCAAGGAUAAAAAAUGGGUUCUCAAUCAUGAAGAUGUAACACUUGCAGAGUUACUGGGCAAAGGUAAUUUUGGAGAAGUAUUCAAAGGAACAUUGAGAGACAAAACUCAAGUUGCUGUAAAAACAUGUAAAGAAGAUCUACCACAGGAGCUAAAAAUAAAAUUCUUAUCAGAAGCAAGGAUACUUAAGCAAUACGAUCACCCAAAUAUUGUGAAGUUAAUAGGAGUCUGCACACAAAGACAGCCUAUUUACAUUGUAAUGGAACUUGUUCCAGGAGGAGAUUUCCUUUCCUUUUUGAGGAAGAAAAAAGAAGACCUAAAAACGAAACAGCUGGUGAAGUUUGCUUUAGAUGCUGCUUUAGGAAUGGCUUACCUUGAAUUAAAAAACUGUAUCCACAGGGAUCUUGCUGCAAGGAACUGCCUGGUUGGUGAAAAUAACUUGCUGAAGAUCAGCGACUUUGGAAUGUCUCGGCAAGAGGAUGAUGGGAUUUAUUCAUCAUCCGGCUUGAAACAGAUUCCCAUCAAAUGGACGGCGCCAGAAGCCCUAAAUUACGGGAGAUACAGUUCAGAAAGUGACGUGUGGAGUUAUGGCAUUCUUCUCUGGGAGACGUUCAGUUUAGGAGUUUGUCCCUACCCCGGAAUGACAAACCAGCAAGCCAGGGAGCAAGUUGAAAAAGGUUACAGAAUGACUUGUCCACAGAAGUGUCCAGAGGAGGUCUACAAAACAAUGCAGAAAUGCUGGGAAUACAAGCCUGAAAACCGGCCCAAGUUUGUUGACAUACAAAAGGAACUUGCAUCAGUAAAAAAGAAAUAACACUAUAGAGGAAGGACGGACAGACUUUUUCUUAUUUUAUAUAUAAAUCUUUAUCUUGGCAAACAGAUACACUGAUUGUUUGCCUCAUCAUCAAUACUAUCAUACUGCAUUAACACGUUUAAAAUCAUUUGUAAUGUUAGUAUCCAGUUGCUAGUGUCAUAGUGCCUUUUGCCUAAAACUAUUUGAGGGCAUAAAAAGGAAACAAAACAAAAAAAAAACAGCCUAAACAUAGCUGCCAAAUAUUCUGCCAUCCCUAAAGUCAGAGGUGCCGUUUGUGUUCUUUUUAUUUAAUGGGGUGUAUUUCAUGCAUGGGGAAUUAAAACUGAGGUAAGCCCUUGAUAAAUGUUAUUUUAUUGUCUAAUUUAUUUAUAACGUCGGCCCAGAUGUUUAUGGGAAAUGAUAAUGCAGUUAUUUCCCUGCUUGGAGUUCUUUUCCCAAAGUUUACAAGAAGCAAGUCCUCAUGGAAUUAAAUCCUAGUUAGCACCUUUGACAGGCUAGGUAAUUUCUUGAUCACAAAACCAAUACCACCCUCAUGUAAGGACACAAAAUAUAUCCUGUUGUCUGUAACUGUGAUUAACCAGCUUUUUGUUACUGUAAUUAUCAAGUGUUUGUUGAAUCUGUUUUUUUUAUGUGUAUUAUCACCAGUAUUUACCAAAGCCCAGCAUCUGCACAUCAUUUCAUACAAAUGAACUACCUGUACAGUAUGUGAAACACAUUUUUUUAAUACUUUAUUUUUAAAAAACGUGGUCUUUUAAGGUGCAUUUUUAGGUUUUGAAAUACAUGUUCAUACAUUUUCUACAAAACAAAAUAAAAACGAAUUUGACAGGCAGACAGUUUUUUUGGUUUUUACAUUACCGUAUGUAGUCUGUGUCAUGUAGUAACCUUUGCUCUUCUUUACCAUAACACCAAAGAUCCAACACACAUUUCAACAGUAUUACAGAAACAUAAGAAGACGUUUCCACCUUUUUAAAGUGUUGAGGCAAGGCAUUUGAUGUUGUAAGGCAUGUGUUUACAGAGAGCUGUCUUAUUGAAUACCGUUGUCAUUGGUAAUUCACAGCAAUGGUCUGUUCUACAGUUUAAAUAUAAUUAAACUUGUGGAAUACAUUAGCCUCAUGCAUUUUAGAUAUAAAGAUGUUAAGCAUAACACUGUGUUAUGUAAUUAUUAACAUUAUUUGUUUUUAUAAGCAAGCUGUUCAAGGCAUUUGGCUAUGCAACAGUUUAGUCAUUUUUGUUUGUUUGUUUUUGCCUUUUUAUUAAAAUCCAACCACUUCAAAAAAUAGAAAGCAGUUUUAGAAGUAAAUUGAUGUCAGGGACCAAAGCUGCUGCUGUAUGUUCAUGUAAAAGAGUUUGUUUUUAUAACAUGUUGAGCCGGUUAUCCUGCAGUAUCUGGAUGUGGGUAGCUGGGCUAGGAGAUAUUUCCAAAUAUGGAAAUACAUUGUUUGAAGCAUGUACUGUUUUUCAACACUUAGAAAACAAAGUUGAAACCUUUACAAUCGAAAAUUUUAAGUGAUGUUGAGAUUGAGAAGUGUCUGUGACUUUGUUUUCCAGUAACAUGACUGACUGAAACAUCAUUUUAAAUUCCUGUAUUCAAAGCUGCACUGCAUAUAGUUUCAAUACAUUGUGUAGCAUGGUGGUGUUUUUUUGUUCUUGUUUUAGUAUUUUGUACAUUUAGUUGUGUAAAUAACAUUAGGUGUGUGAUAUUUUACUUUUUGUUUUGCACACUAGAUCGUUUUUUUUUUUUUUUUUUUUUUAAAGUCAUUGAGAUAUAGUUAUAUUAAUACAUUUCAAAAGGAAUUUCUGUGUACAUGAAAUGUCCCGAUUAGUAUGUGUUUCAGAGCUGCAGUUGUAGGAAAUCAAUAGGAGCCAAUCUGUGUUGUAUAGAACUGCAUAAGCCUAAACUACAUUCAUUUGGUGAAUUGUAGUUUAAGUCAACUAUCAGUUAACCCCACCCCUAAAAAAACAAGAAAUGAACACACAAAUGAUUAAUAUGCUCCUGCUGAUUAUUGCACUAAAAUCAUGAUUUUGAUAUAGCCUAGUGUAGGGGUGUAAUGAUCCAUUGUGUAUCAAUGCAUCAUGAUACUCUCUUCACAUGAUAUAUCGUAUCGUAAUAGAAGUAGGUAUCAUUUGAAUCGUGAUACAAGACUGAAAGCCCGAAACAGCUCAUUUCAGAUCACCACAUAGCUCUUGAAUGAAGAAUACGUGUGUUUUAUAGUUGGUAUGGAUACAUACUCUCACGGUCUCAUUUAAUUUGUAUCUUUUAACUAAAUGGUCCAUCAUUAAAUUACCAGUUGAUCUUAUUACGCAUCAUACAGGAGGCCAAUCAGGACAACCACAUGUAUUGUGAUACAUAUCGUACCACAGCCCGCAUAUCGCGAUAUGCUUAAAAAGCGUUGACUUAGAUCGUCCAACCUGACCAGUAAAGAAAAGAAAAAAUCACAUAACAUUUGGCAAUUAUUUUAACAGUACUGAGCGUAGUGUUCAUUUUAUUUGUUUACACAGAAGUUGGUUUGUAGUUGUUUAUUUCUCACUGGCAUGUAACUUGUGAAGAAUGAUGCUUAUUCCAGCCCUCGUUUUUUUUAAUGAAAUCGAUGUUAGAUCGAUGUAUCCAUGCCUGGUGCUUUUUAAGAUGUUUAUUCUGUGUUCAGAGGACACGAUGACUUUAAAGAUAAGUGGGAGACUAGGUAUCUGCAGUUUAAAAAAAAAAAAAAAAAUUCAUUAGGCACAUUAUACAUUAUUUUGAAAGUGUUCAAAUAAUAAUAAGAAAAAAAACAUCUGUAGAAAACAGAAUUGAGGGGGAAAAAAGCUACGUACAUUGUUCUCACUCCAGUAAAAUACAAGGCGAGAAGGAUGCUUCCCUGCCAAAAACAAACUGUAAGCACAUCAUGUUUUGUGCCCCAAGGAGUAGCCUGUAAUUUAUGGCAUUAUUAAAGCUUCAAUCUGUUAUGCGUGUCUGUACCAGCUAGUAGGUUUUGAGCACAUUUUGACUGAACUUAUUUGUAACACUGGAAACAUGGACCUCCCCACACUCUUCUGGCAUAGAUGAGGAAAAUAUCGUGAGCCUUUUAUUGCUGUGCCCCUAAAUACUUUAGGUAGAAUUGUCCAUUACUUGUAAAUUGUUUAACAUAAUUCUUUUUUAUUAUUAUUAUUUAUUUGUGCUGAUAUUUUAAGGAUAGUGAUUUUACACAUAAAACCCCAAGCUACCAUUUUCCGUGUGUAAUUUUAUAUUGUUCAUGUUUGCUCUGUAUUGACGGCUGUAAUGGACCAAUCACAGUUAACAUGUCUUUAAGGUUCAUGUUUAUACUGUAUUCUUGCAAUAAAAACACGUGUAGUCUU